Messenger RNA from Diabrotica balteata, 894 nucleotides. The record is from the annotation of a GenBank genome assembly. NCBI's taxonomy places the organism in Eukaryota, Metazoa, Arthropoda, Insecta, Coleoptera, Chrysomelidae.
AUGGCUACCCACGAACAAGACAUCAAAACCUUUACCAUAAGUGCUUGCCUUACUGGAACAUUUUCAAUGGCACUGUUGAAGUCACAUUUUAUAAAUAAAGAACUGCACCUUCUUGAGAAAAUUCGAGUAAGGGAGACGCGCAUAUAUGCUUCUAAAGACGAAGAAAUCAUUCAAAUUUACAAAAAUCGUGCCAAUAAUAUUAACAAAUUUAAUUUGUGCUAUAUGAUCAUCAAUUAUUUAGAUUCCGUCGGUUACAUGUACAUCAUUGGACCAAUAUUUGCUCCUGUAGAAACAGUUUAUGAUUCUGUUAAAAAUACAACACAUAUACACAAACAGUUGCCGAUAGAGUCGUGGAUGCCAUUUAACGUAGAUGAGCACUUUUUCAAAGCACUACUUUUAGAAGAAUUCCUGUCGACGUUUUGUAUGGUACUGAGUUUCGGAAGUGACAUUUUCUUCUACGGUUAUAUAGGAUAUAUGAUCGGCCAGCUGGAAAUUUUAAAUUACAUUCUUCUUAAUUUUGAAACUUACAAGGAGAGAAUUAAACAGCAACUUAACUGCGAUGAUGAAAAAGCGAAUUACGUGACGGUCCAGCUUUGCAUAAAAGAACAUCAAAUAGUGAUGGGAUAUAUAGAUGACUAUAAUAACUCUAUGAGAACUAUGAUGUUGUUAGACUUUCUUCACAGCUCUGCUCAGUUGGCUAUGAUCUCGAUUAUUAUAUUGCUGUGUGUAACAGAUAAUCUUAUAAAGAUAGCAGGAUUAGGAUUUGCGGUUAUUCUUCUCUGCAGAUUGGGCGUUUUUUAUUGGUUGGCGAACGAUGUAAUUGUAAAGAUACUGAAAACAGCGUAUUCUUACCUGACAUUCGUUUAUAAAUAUAAAGACGAGAUUUUGGGCUAA